Molecule: messenger RNA, 888 nt
Organism: Colletotrichum truncatum
Lineage: Eukaryota; Fungi; Ascomycota; Sordariomycetes; Glomerellales; Glomerellaceae
Product: fungal cellulose binding domain-containing protein
Source: RefSeq, a predicted model, not a curated record
AUGAAGUUCUCCGUCGCCGCUGCCUCUGCGCUUCUUCCCAUUGCCUCUGCUCAUUACUUCUUUGAUAAGCUCAUCAUCGACGGCAAGGAGACUGCCAGCUUCGAGUAUGUCCUUUCCAACACUCGUGCUGCCAAGUACAACCCUACCAAGUGGGAAAAUGUGCGUGAUGACAUGACCCCCGACUUGCCCGACUUCCGCUGCAACAAGGGCGCCUUCACCUUUUCCGGCAAGACCAAGACUGCUGAGGUCAAGGCUGGCUCCAAGCUUGCCGUGAAGCUUGCUAUUGGCGCGACCUUCCAGCACCCUGGCCCGGCUUUGGUCUACAUGUCCAAGGCCCCCACCACUGCCAACGCUUACAAGGGCGAUGGCGAGUGGUUCAAGAUCUUCGAAGAGGGUGUCUGCGACAAGUCCAAGGACUUCACCAAGGAUGCUUGGUGCACUUGGGACAAGAACACCAUCGAGUUCACCAUCCCCAAGGACACUCCUGAUGGAGAGUACCUGAUCCGCCCCGAGCACAUCGGAGUCCACGGCGCCCACGUCGGCCAAGCCGAGUUCUACAACACUUGCGUUCAAGUCAAGGUCACUGGCGGCGGCAAUGGUACCCCGGGCCCGACCAUCAAGUUCCCCGGUGGUUACAAGAAGACGGACGAUUCCUUCAACUUCAGCAUCUACGGCGGAUACAAGCCCUACCCCAUCCCCGGCCCCGCCGUCUGGACCGGCGGUAGCAACUCUAACUCGGCUGGCAACGAGACCGAGGACGCCACCGACUCCGACGCCAGCGGUAACUCCGGCAACAACGCUGCUGCCACUACCUCUUCGAGCCCUGCCCCUACUCCCGAGUGCAACAAGGUGCGCCGCAGCCGCAUUUUCCGCGAGGCUCGCAACUAG